Molecule: messenger RNA, 1038 nt
Organism: Naegleria fowleri
Lineage: Eukaryota; Heterolobosea; Eutetramitea; Acrasida; Naegleriidae
Exons: 1
Coding region: 1-1038 (345 amino acids)
Biological process (GO): endoplasmic reticulum unfolded protein response; retrograde protein transport, ER to cytosol
Cellular component (GO): endoplasmic reticulum lumen
Source: RefSeq, a predicted model, not a curated record
AUGCAAAAAGUGAUGAUGGCUUCUUCUUGUUUUUCAUUUGGCUUCUACUCUCGUCGGAGAGAAAGGCUUUUAAUUGUUGCCAUCACAAUGAUAUUUGCUAUAAUUUUAGGAAUGAAUAAUUUUGUAAUAUCGGAACGGAGUGCUCAUGAUUUAAUGUCGGAUUCGUCUCCCAAAUAUAAAAUUAAAUUUACUGAAGAUGUUAAAAUUUUGGAUGAGAUUGAAAAGAAUAGCCAAAUUGUAUACAUGACAUUUGAAAAUGAAUUACAUAGAUGUCAUGUUCCUAUCAAGAAAAAUAACAUUGAAACAGAAUCACAAACUGAAUCGUUGCAAGCUAAAAAAGAAAGAAUUAAACAAGAGGUUCUGCAAUCAAUAUUCCCAAAAUUCAAUCAAGCAUGCUAUUUUAGAGUUGCUGGAUGGUGGAUCUAUGAAUUUUGUUUCAAUAAGCAUGUCAGACAAUUUCAUCAAGAACAACAAGCUGUGACUAUGGAAUUUUUCUUGGGUUACUCAAAGGAACAUCCUGAUGUCAAAAAUGAUCCAAAAUCAAUCAAAAACUUUGAUGUACAUUUUAACGAAAUUCAUCCAGAAGAAAGCUAUGUCUCUAUUCCUUUCGACAAAGGUACUCCUUGUGAUCUUACUCAUCAACCAAGAACGAUCGAGGUGAGAAUGUAUUGUGCCACUGAUUUGAAGAGGAGACAGCUCACAAACACAAUUUCACAUGAUGUACAUGCUCACUUUAUUGGAGAUAUUGAAGAACCAAGCACAUGUGCCUAUUCUCUUAAAUUUUACUCGAAUCAUUUGUGCAAACUGGAUGGAUUUACUCCAAAGCAAGAAACUGAAAGUGAUACCAUCUAUUGCAUUCCAGAAACCACUAUUAAUGACGAAGAAAAAGACGUCAAUUUAUUUGAAACAAUGGCUCAAGAUAUUUUGGAAGACGAGCAAGAAGAAUCCAGCUUGGAAUCAACCACAGAGUCGAAUCCCACUACCACAACAUCGCAACAAUCACUCCCAACAGAAACUGAAGCUGCUGCUUCAGCCUAA